ACAGUGGUUUUUAUAAGAUGCUAACAGAUAAGAGAUGAAAUAUUUCCCAUCCCAGGUAGUUCUGGGAAGACGGAAGGCUUUAGUCAUCCUGAAAUUGGCAAAUCUCUUGUUUGUUUUCCCAAGAAACAUUCAUUCUUUUCAUUGUAUUUUUAUAUCGAAAUCAUAACAUUUGUAAUUAGCUCUUGUUACUGUUUAUUCAACUUGCAAGAGUAGAAUAAAACUGUAGUCUGGCCAGUGAAAAAUGAACAUUUAUUUGGGCUAAUCAUUGUUAUAAUUAAAAUUUUUAUUAAUCAUUUCUUCGCCGGAAUGAAAAUGCAGGUGUUAGGAUCAGAGCAAAAUUGUAUGUUUGUGUUGAAAAAAAAUUGUCUCAAAUCCUUACAGUGUUGAAAUGGUGAUUCUAAAAGGAAAGUAAUAAUUAAUAUUUUUGAUUUCUAUCAAUAUGACGUAUCCUUGUGAAAACAGUACUAAUUUGAAGUAUAAUUAUUGCAAACACUCAUGUCUCUUCGUUUAAGUUUCCUUAUCCCUAUCCGGAAGGACAACAACCAUCACAGCAUAGUCUGAGUCACGUGAUAGAUAUAUUUUAUUUUGAAUCGAUUCUGCUGCAAGCCAAAAGCUAAAGUCAUGUUUGCUUGGUAUGCAACACCUGUUCCAAUAUUUAAUAAAUUCCAUAUUACCUGAAAGUAAGAUUUUGUAGUCCCAGUCGUGUCAUGUUUAAACAGCCUUUUAUGGUGAGAUCCACACUUACCUGUUGCCUAAAUCUAUUUAAAUCAAAUCUGGAUGCUAUUUCACACACAGAAUUUAUACUAGGCCUCCCUCAAAGAAAUGGAAGGCUGUAAGCUUUUAAUUAUAAGUCUUGCGCUGUUCAUCAAUUUUUCAGAGCAGAGACGGAUUGAUCUUCGUGAAAACGAACUUGAAUUUGAUGAAAUUUUAUCCUCAAAAUACCGUGCUCAAUUUGGUAAUGAUGCAAUGGUACCUGAGCAGGAAGAUGCAUCGGUAUCUUUUCAGAAUUCAAACAUGUCUCCCGGAGAGAGUAUUGAUGAUAUCCCAAAGGUAAGGAACAGUUUUGAUAAAAAUACAAGCGUCUGGGACACAAAAAACAGAUUUAAAGCUACGAAAUUUAUCAAGCCUUUCAGUCAGCGUUCAGAUGAACCACCAAGAUUAAAUGAGCGUUCAGAUGAGCCACCAAGAUUGAAAGAGCGUUCAGAUGAGCCACCAAGAUUAAAUGAGCGUUCGGAUGAGCCACCAAGAUUGGAAGAGCGUUCAGAUGAGCCACCAAGAUUGAAAGAGCGUUCGGAUGAGCCACCAAGAUUGAAAGAGCGUUCAGAUGAGCCACCAAGAUUCAAAGAGCGUUCGGAUGAGCCACCAAGAUUAAAUGAGGGUUCGGAUGAGCCACCAAGAUUGAAAGAGCGUUCAGAUGAGCCACCAAGAUUGAAAGAGCGUUCGGAUGAACCACCAAGAUCAAAAGAGCGUUCGGAUGAGCCACCAAGAUUAAAUGAGCGUUCGGAUGAGCCACCAAGAUUGGAAGAGCGUUCGGAUGAGCCACCAAGAUUAAAUGAGCGUUCAGAUGAGCCAUCAAGAUCAAAAGAGAGUUCGGAUGAGCCACCAAGAUUGAAAGAGCGUUCGGAUGAGCCACCAAGAUUAAAUGAGCGUUCAGAUGAGCCAUCAAGAUCAAAAGAGAGUUCGGAUGAGCCGCCAAGAUUGAAAGAGCGUUCGGAUGAGCCACCAAGAUUAAAUGAGCGUUCGGAUGAGCCACCAAGAUUGAAAGAGCGUUCGGAUGAGCCACCAAGAUUGAAAGAGCGUUCGGAUGAGCCACCAAGAUUGAAAGAGCGUUCAGAUGAGCCACCAAGAUUGAAAGAGCAUUCAGAUGAGCCACCAAGAUUAAAAGAGCGUUCGGAUGAGCCACAAGAGUCAUUUCUAGAAAUAAAGGGCAACAGAAAGUCAAGGGUGAUAGCAAAAAGAAGCGUCGCGAGGGAUUUAAUCCGAAAGACAAUCAGAAAUCCUAGAAACACCAAGGAAGAGAAUGAAGACCAAUACAAAACUCUCGAUAAUUUGGAUGAUGCAAUGAUUGCGGAGCUGAAUCCAUCUGAAGCUGUGCAUGCUAAGGAGGAGGAUGGUCAGUGUGUUCAACCGAAACUGAAGUUCUGUGCUGAUUCUGUCAACUACCCAAUCUCCAAGGUACAAAUGAGCCUCUCCUCUUUCUACGAGGCACUCAUUGAAUCUGACCUCGAUGUGAUGACAAUCAAAAGUGAAGGUGCUGUGGGAACCUGUCGCGAAGAUCUAAGAAAGCUCCUGUGUAGGGACAGGUUUCCAAAGUGCAAAGGAGCACAAGUUCAUUGGAAUGGACUAAGAGAUGAAUGUGUAAAAGCCAUCGACAAGUGUCAACAGAAAGUUCGCUAUCAAUUGAGGAAGAUAGACUUCUGUCUGAAGAUGAAUGAUGGGACAGUGCCGUUAGAUUCAUGCGCUACUCCCAUUCAAAACAUGGAGAACAAACAAUGCAAGAUGGGUCCAAUGGACAAAGUUUCACCAUGGGACAGGCAUUCAUCUAUCGAAAUUGACAAUCUGUUGGAAAUGCAGAAAGUGCUGUUCAACCCGUCAGAUUCCUGCAUGAAAAGCUUAUCGACCUAUCUCUGCUACCCAACCACAACGUGUAUUGGUCGGAUGAAACCAAGCGAUCUUGUUAACAGACAUCAAUCACAGUGUAAAUCGGCCCUGGAAUCUUGCGCCAAUACUAUGUUGAGCAGAGGGAUGCAGAUUUUCUUCCAAUGUCACUAGCAAUCUGUGCAAGAAUAUGCAGAUAUUUUCAAGCUUUACAUCUCUUUUUGGUGACAGCAUCAGAUUUUCAUCUCUCUUAAAACCUUGUGCUUUAUUCAGCUUUUAAUAGCUAUGAUAUCAAUAAAAACAUUUCGAUAUGGGUAAUUUUCUGCUUUACCAAGGUAUAGAUUAAGGUGUAGAGGGUUUACACAGGCUUCACCAAGAGAAACUCAACACUUCAAAGCUUCAUAUAGACAUGUUAGCUACUCAAGUUGAUACAACGAGCGAAACGUUCACACGCCACAUAACAUGUAGGCAAGGCUGAUGACGUCACAUGUCACUAGGAAGUGAUCUAGAAAAUGAAAUAAUGAGGAAAUGAGAAGGACAAACAUAAGGGAUUCUUUUUCGUUUUGAAUGGCUUCAACAUAAUAUAAAAAUCGGAUAAUGCAAAUGUUUCCCCGUUUUUGGGACUUUUAAGUUGCAAUGUGGGAGAAACCUGUACUCACGAAGAGAUAACUCAGCCAAUUUGUAACACAUUUAACUAAUUCCCCACAUUCAAGGUGUGUUCUUGAUGUGAUCAGGUGACUACAUCGUAUUCCGACUGUGUUCGGUGUGGUUAAUCUUUCGAUUCUACACUUUUAUUCUCUUUUUAACCGUUACUCAUUCUAUUAUUUUUCACCUGAUGAAAAGUUAUGCUUGAAACAUCGAAAACAUAUUUAACUUCAUAAUAUACAAAGACGUCACUUAAUUAUAUCAAUUUUCGCUAGAAACAAGUAAUGGUAGCCAAAAAACUCUUAGAAUUCUAAACAAAAUGGGGAACUUUCAAUAAUGUCAUGAAACAAUGUAUCUCAGAUGUUUUGGAGGGUAUCAUGAAAUUCUAACUUUCUAGGACAAGGUUCCAGUCUUAACCCUAUACUGAAGUCUUUCAAAGGGCUAAAAACUGGCGUUUGUUGCAAAAUAAUUUCACAUAAUUCUGAACAAAAUCCGGGAAAAACAAAUAAUGUCAUGAAUCCAUGUAUCUCACCAUGAAACCCCGUUUUUAUUUUUCUGAACUUUUUACUUUCUUGGGCAAAGUUCCUGUCUUGACGCCCAUACUGAAGUCUAUAAAGUCUUUUUGAUAACAGCAUUGACUUGAAAGUGACUAUGGAUCUGUAGAGCUGUUAAAAUACCAUAUUACGCUACGCCUGGGUUUUUCUUUCGAAUUUUUCAACUUUUUUAGGGGCAUUAUUUCCAAGGUGGUGUUUAAAAGAAUGGCUUUUCAUACUUCACGUUUAGAAAAAAUACCAAUAGCAUAAUAAGUUACCACAAAUAGGUUUGGCUUAUAUUAUCUCAACGAAAUAGAUGAAAACAUCUAAUAACAUCUAAUUACAUAAUAACAAAGUAAUAUGUUUUUGUCUACAUUGAUUGUUCCACAUAUGCAUACGACGAAUUCUUUCUAAGACUACUAAACAACAGUCCUGCAAACCUUUUAAGUCUUGCUACCAGCAGGAUUGAUCUGCUGGUAGUACCUGUUCUGUUUUGUUAAAAUGAAAGGAAAUUUCCAAAAAGAUAUUGUUCAUUCGCCAAUUUUUUAUCUGAGGCUAGACAUGUUCCCCACAAAAUUUUUCUAAUCUUGAAAAGCGGUAAAAGUGAUAAUAAAUGGUUAUUUGACGCAAAACAAAUUAGCUAUAUUAGAUCAAACUAUAAGGAAAUAUUUUGAAAAGCCACGAACACGCAACCGUAAAGAGAUUUUGGCCCACUCAAACUGUUUUUUUUCUUCAAACUCGAUGAGUCCCCUUGAAAAGAAACCUAAAAUAUCUACUCUUAAGAAACAUGUAGUCAAUCUGUAGUAUUUAAUUUAUAAUGAUUUCUUCUUGAGAACAUUGUAAGAGUUGAUUCCACUCAGUUUUAGCUUCGCAUGAACUUUAUUUUAGCAAUAUUUCUUGCCAUCUAGUGCACCUACUUAGAACUGUAAGUGACUUGGAAUAACAGUAUGACUAUAGUAUGAAGAAUCGUCAGCAAAACGAAUCGUCAGCAAAACGAAUCGUCAGCAAAACGAAUCGUCAGCAAAACGAAUCGUCAGCAAAACGAAUCGUCAGCAAAACGAAUCGUCAGCAAAACGAAUCGUCAGCAAAACGAAUCAUCAGCA
Messenger RNA from Rhopilema esculentum, 4879 nucleotides. RefSeq lists its product as uncharacterized. NCBI's taxonomy places the organism in Eukaryota, Metazoa, Cnidaria, Scyphozoa, Rhizostomeae, Rhizostomatidae. Gene Ontology annotation, molecular function: protein binding. The record is from RefSeq and is a predicted model, not a curated record.